AUGCAAGAACUUGGUUUCCCUCAAGGUUUUAUCAGUUGGAUUUGUAUUUGUCUUACUUCUUUCUACUAUUCUAUUCUCAUUAAUGGUUUCCUUGCCCCUCCCUUUGAAGCUAAAAAAGGUUUGAGACAUGGUGAUCCUAUGUCUCCUUUCCUUUUUUCUAUUGGCAUGGAAUAUCUCUCUAGAUGUCUCUAUGAGCUUAGGUUAACUCCUGAUUUCAAUUUCACUCCUAGAUGUGAUAAGUUAAGCCUAACUCAUAUGAUGUUUGUUGAUGAUCUGUUGAUGUUCUCUAGAGUUGAUAGUGUCUCUGUCAAGCUUCUUUUCCAAGCUUUUUCCAAAUUUUUUGAAGCUUCUGCUCUUUCUACUAACCUUGAUAAAAGUGAAGUCUACUUUGGUGGAGUUCCUAUUGAAGUCCAUACAGAGCUUAGAGAGCUUCUUGGUGUUUCUCAAGGUUCUACUCCUUUUAGUUAUCUUGGAGUCCCCUUCUCUUCUAAGAAGCUUACAAUUGCUCAAUGUAGGCCUUUGGUGGAGAAAGUGACAGCUAGGAUUCAAGGGUGGAUGGCUAAACACCUGUCUUAUGCUGGGAGUGUGUUGUUUGGUAUUCAAACAUACUGGGCUCAAAUCUUCAUUUUACCAAAGAAAAUCCUAAAAGAGAUUGAAGCUAGAUUCAUAUGCUUGCUUUGGACAGGCUCCUCUGCUCUUGCUAGGAAAUCUUUGGUUGCUUGGAACUAUUGGAAAAAAGGAGCUGUCACUAAGUUGCUUUGGGAUGUUGCUCACAAGGCUGACAAUCUCUGGGUUAAAUGGGUUCACAUAUACUAUUUCAAGCAUAAAGAUUGUUGGACUGCUCCUAUCCCUGAUAAAUUCUCUUGGUUCUUGAAGAAAUUUUUAAGUUUUAGAGAUAUUGUGAAUGAUCACGGGGAUGGGAUAGCUUAA
Chenopodium quinoa (quinoa) is the source of this 930-nucleotide messenger RNA. RefSeq lists its product as uncharacterized. The transcript is spliced from 2 exons. The record is from RefSeq and is a predicted model, not a curated record. Bases 1 to 930 code for a protein of 309 amino acids. Lineage: Eukaryota; Viridiplantae; Streptophyta; Magnoliopsida; Caryophyllales; Amaranthaceae.